AUGUCUGACUUGGAAAAAGAUGGGGCCAUAAAAAAGUCGUUUGAGGAAGUCCAAGACUAUGAAAAAGACUCAAACUAUGCAACAGCAGAGAUCACCACUACUCAAUUAAGUUUUGUGGACAAGUGGGCAUCAAAGUUAAAUGCUGAAACCAAGGGUAUUGAAAGAGUCACCGAAGAAGAAAGAUUAUCGGCUUCAAUAUGGGCUGCUGCUACAAUGUGGUUAUCUGCUAAUAUGGUCAUCGCUACCUUCAGUUUGGGUGCUUUGGGUGUUACUGUUUUUAGUUUGUCCUUCUGGCAAUGUGUAGCCACCAUCAUCUCCUUUAACAUCUUGGGUGCCUUAUCCGUGGCAUUCUUUUCUUGUUUUGGACCCCAGUUUGGAUUGAGACAAAUGCUUUUGUCUAGAUACUUGGUUGGUAACUUUACUUCUAGAAUAUUUGCUGUUAUCAACAUGAUUGCUUGCGUUGGUUGGGGUGCAGUGAACAUCAUGGCAUCUGCUCAAUUAUUGCAUGUUAUCAACGGGGGCAUUGUCCCUCCAUGGGCCGGUUGUCUUAUUUUGGUUCUUGCUACAAUUAUUGUUACAUUUUUUGGUUACCAUGUCAUCCACCUUUACGAAAAAUGGUCUUGGGUACCUAAUGCUAUUUGUUUCAUUGCUAUUAUUGCUAGAAUGGCCAAAGCCAAAACUUUCACAUACGGUACCACUGUUGGCGGUCAAACCACUGCCGGUAAUGUUUUAUCUUUUGGUGGUGCUGUUUAUGGUUUUGCCACUGGUUGGACUACUUAUGCUGCCGAUUACACUGUUUACCAACCCAAGAACACUAACAUGUUUAAGAUUUUUUUUGGUAUUCUCGCCGGUUUAUUAAUCCCAUUGAUUUUCACUAUGAUCUUGGGUUCUGCUUGUGCCACUGGUACAAUAACUAACACUGUUUGGGCCAGUUACUACAAAACUAACUCCAUUGGUGGUUUAGUUUACUCCAUCUUGGUUGUUGACUCAUUACACAGUUUUGGUUCCUUUUUGUGUGUGAUUUUAGCUAUGUCUACCGUUGCUAAUAACAUUCCUAACAUGUACUCCAUCGCUUUGAGUGCUCAAGCUGCUUGGUCUCCUUUGAUGAAGGUUCCUCGUGUUUUCUGGACCAUUGCUGGUAACUUUGUUACAUUAGCUAUCUGUAUUCCAGCCUACUAUCAGUUCGAAGAUGUCAUGGAUAAUUUCAUGAACAUGAUUGGUUACUAUUUAGCUAUCUAUCAAGGUAUUGCUUACUCGGAGCACUUCUUCUACAAGAAGGGUAAGUUUUCAAAUUACAACUAUGUUGAUUACUUGAAUCCUGCCUCCUAUCCAGACGGAUAUGCUGGUACAUUGGCCUUCUGCUGCGGUGUUGCUGGUUGUGUUUUGGGUAUGAACCAAGUGUGGUUCCAAGGUCCUAUUGCCAAGAAAAUUGGUGAUUAUGGAGGAGAUAUUGGUUUUGAAUUGGCUAUGGGUUUUGCCUUUGUCAUUUACAAUAUUGCCAGACCUUUGGAAAGAAAGUACACUGGUAAGUAA
Messenger RNA from Lizanozyma spartinae, 1533 nucleotides. It is a transcript of the gene FCY21, whose product is annotated as purine-cytosine permease. The record is from RefSeq and is a predicted model, not a curated record. Gene Ontology annotation, molecular function: nucleobase transmembrane transporter activity. NCBI's taxonomy places the organism in Eukaryota, Fungi, Ascomycota, Pichiomycetes, Serinales, Debaryomycetaceae. Gene Ontology annotation, biological process: cytosine transport; transmembrane transport. The transcript has a single exon. Gene Ontology annotation, cellular component: plasma membrane; fungal-type vacuole membrane. Bases 1 to 1533 code for a protein of 510 amino acids.